AUGGCACAGCCCGUCUCAGCCUUCCAGGCUGCUUACAUCUCCAUCGAGGUCCUCAUCGCUUUGGUGUCCGUGCCGGGGAAUAUCCUGGUCAUCUGGGCGGUGAAGAUGAACCAGGCGUUGCGGGAUGCCACUUUCUGCUUCAUCGUCUCGCUGGCGGUGGCCGACGUGGCCGUGGGGGCUCUGGUCAUCCCCCUGGCCAUCAUCAUCAACAUCGGACCGCAGACGGAGUUCUACAGCUGCCUCAUGGUGGCCUGUCCUGUCCUCAUCCUCACCGAGAGCUCCAUCCUGGCGCUCCUGGCCAUCGCUGUGGAUCGGUACCUGCGGGUGAAGAUCCCCGUCAGGUAUAAGAGCAUGGUGACACCCCGGCGGGCAGCAGUGGCCAUUGCUUGCUGUUGGAUCGUCUCCUUGCUGGUGGGACUCACCCCUAUGUUUGGCUGGAACAACCUGAACAAGAUGCGGACGGCUCAGGAACUGAAUGCCAGCCACACAGAGUUUGUCAUCAAGUGCCAGUUUGAGACGGUCAUCAGCAUGGAGUACAUGGUGUACUUCAACUUCUUCGUGUGGGUCCUGCCUCCCCUGUUGCUAAUGCUGCUCAUCUACCUGGAAGUCUUCAACCUCAUCCGCAAGCAACUCAACAAGAAGGUCUCCUCCAGCUCCAACGAUCCCCAGAAGUAUUAUGGGAAGGAGCUGAAGAUCGCCAAGUCUUUAGCACUGGUCCUCUUCCUCUUUGCACUCAGCUGGCUCCCUCUGCACAUCCUCAACUGCAUCACCUUGUUCUGCCCGUCCUGCGAGACGCCGCACAUCCUCACCUACAUCGCCAUCUUCCUCACCCACGGCAACUCAGCCAUGAACCCCAUCGUCUACGCCUUCAGGAUCAAGAAGUUCCGGACAGCCUUCCUGCAGAUCUGGAACCAGUACUUCUGCUGCAAAACCAACAAAAACGCCAACACCACCACAGCCGAGCCGGGCGACUAG
Opisthocomus hoazin is the source of this 975-nucleotide messenger RNA. NCBI's taxonomy places the organism in Eukaryota, Metazoa, Chordata, Aves, Opisthocomiformes, Opisthocomidae. The record is from RefSeq and is a predicted model, not a curated record.